Dissoconium aciculare CBS 342.82 is the source of this 1280-nucleotide messenger RNA. Its product is annotated as 2-nitropropane dioxygenase. Gene Ontology annotation, molecular function: nitronate monooxygenase activity. The transcript has 4 exons. The record is from RefSeq and is a predicted model, not a curated record. Bases 43 to 1119 code for a protein of 358 amino acids. NCBI's taxonomy places the organism in Eukaryota, Fungi, Ascomycota, Dothideomycetes, Mycosphaerellales, Dissoconiaceae.
CUCAAUCAGACACAUCACAUAUCUCACAUAUCAACCGCAGUCAUGGCCUCACCUCAGCAAAUCCGUACCACCACCACCGAUCUCUUGAAGAUCAACCACCCCAUCAUGCUUGCUGGCAUGAACGUCGCCGCUGGCCCGAAGCUUGCCGCCGCCGUCACCAACGCUGGCGGUAUCGGUGUCAUUGGCGGUGUCGGUUACACUCCCGACAUGCUCCGCGAGCAGAUCGCCGAGCUCAAGGGCUUCCUCAAGGACAAGAACGCCCCAUUCGGUGUCGACCUUCUCCUUCCUCAGGUCGGUGGCAACGCGCGCAAGACCAACUACGACUACACCAAGGGUAAGCUCGAUGAGCUGGUCAACAUCAUCAUCGACUCCGGCGCCCGGCUCUUCGUCUCCGCCGUCGGUGUCCCACCCAAGCACGUUGUCGAGCGUCUCCACGGUGCCGGCAUCCUCUACAUGAACAUGAUCGGUCACCCCAAGCACGUCAAGAAGUGCCUCGAGCUCGGUGUCGACAUGAUCUGCGCGCAGGGUGGCGAGGGCGGUGGACACACUGGUGAUGUUCCCACCACCAUCCUUAUCCCUGCCGUCGCGGAGCUCGUCAAGGGCCACAAGAGCCCUCUGACUGGCCAGCCCGUCCAGGUCAUCGCUGCCGGUGGUCUCUACAACGGUCAGAGUUUGGCGGCUGCCUUGGCACUCGGUGCCAGCGCCGUCUGGAUCGGUACCCGCUUCGUUCUUUCCGAGGAAGCCGGUGCUCCCCGCGCCCACCAGGAAGCCGUCCGCACCGCUGGUUUCGACGACAACAUCCGCACCAUCAUCUUCACCGGCCGCCCGCUCCGUGUGCGCGCCAACCCUUACAUCAAGAACUGGGAGGAGAACCGCCAGGCUGAGAUCAAGGAGCUGACCUCGGCCGGUCACAUCCCCGUGGAGCACGACCUCGAGAAGAUGGGCGACGACCUCGACGACGAGACCAUGGACAACGCCCGACCUUUCCUCAUGGGCAAGGCCGCCGCCGUCGUCAACGAGCGCAAGAGCGCCAAGGUCAUCAUCGACGAGAUGGUCGGCGAUGCCGUGCAAUGGAUCGACACCCUCAAGUCGUCGGUCGUUGGCAAGAGCCGAUUGUAGAGGACGAAAGAAGUCGGAGGAAUAGGAGUAGAAGCGAUCUUUUGUGUAUGAUGCCUAUUGAUAACCAAAUUCUAUGAUAUAUGUGUUCAUCUUCCACCAACGUUUUCUUCGAUCGAGCCUUCGAUGGACUAUGUCUACACUAGUGGGAUGUAUCAGACCUU